AUGCCCCGGGACGGCGGCUUUCUGCGCGAAGUCGCGGCCCGCGACAAACUUGGGUCCCAGCAAGCCGGGGACCUCUACCUACCUGUCCUGGGCGCCGGAAGACAUUUGCGCCGAUUUCGGGUACGGCACAGUCGUGAGCCAAAGUUUAGCACAGAGGGCAAGGACAACCUUUGUGAGCUAGCAGUGGGGACCGGCGUCCUCAAAUUCAAGCUUUGAACAAACCGCAGGACUCGCAUAAAAACGUUCGAGAGAGCUCACCUUGAAGACGUCGCCCGCGCGAGCGCGGAGCUGGGCGACUUGGAAAAAGUGACACGUAUUGCGCGUCGCCCCAGCCUCGCGAGGCGCGCGCUUCACGAGGUCUUCAUGACACACCUUUCCGACGCCUGACAGCGCGAGAGUCUACGAAACCGCCGUGAGAGCGAGCUCGGCCGGUCGCCGGCGCCGCGCGACGCUGUAGCGGCCGAGCCGCGCCCGUGCGCCCGUGGCCGUCGACGCGAGAGCUGAAACGGUCGCGCGUCGAACUGUCGUGAGAGCGGAGCGACCCUCGCGCCUCCUUCGCCGCAUCGGCGCGACGGUUUCGCGCACAGGUACAGAAGAAGCACACAAGCGACCACGAGACGGGCGGCGCUGCAGCAACUCUUGAGUCGCUGCAGCUGCUCGUCGAAGCACCGGGUACAAAAUCGACGUCGUCAAUUAUCUUUAUUGAGGAGGCCUUCGCCGCUCUGAGACGCGCACGCGCCCUCUACCUUUCCUCGAGCGGCCUUGCGAGGCGACGGCCGCGGACGUCGAGACUCUCGGUCGCCGUCGCCGCGAGAGGUCGCAUCGGUCGAACGAGAGCCUUUUUGAGGUACCCGGCCGCUCGGCGCUCGUGACCCGUUGACAGCGCCGGGCCAUCGAAAGUUGCCGUCGCGCGCAGGCACAGGAAGAAGGCACGCAUACCAAAAACAAAACAAA
Pelagomonas calceolata is the source of this 954-nucleotide messenger RNA. NCBI's taxonomy places the organism in Eukaryota, Pelagophyceae, Pelagomonadales, Pelagomonadaceae. The record is from the annotation of a GenBank genome assembly.